Molecule: messenger RNA, 3644 nt
Organism: Argentina anserina (silverweed cinquefoil)
Lineage: Eukaryota; Viridiplantae; Streptophyta; Magnoliopsida; Rosales; Rosaceae
Product: phytochrome E
Exons: 4
Coding region: 211-3639 (1142 amino acids)
Biological process (GO): regulation of DNA-templated transcription; protein-tetrapyrrole linkage; detection of visible light
Molecular function (GO): protein homodimerization activity; phosphorelay sensor kinase activity; photoreceptor activity
Source: RefSeq, a predicted model, not a curated record
UUAUAUAGGAAUCAAUACUAAUCAGAGCCCCAAAGCUGAGGAAACGAUGAUGACGCAGACGUGUUUAAGUUGCUAUAUGAAGCAGCAGCAAGCAGCAAGCACCACAGUGAUGAUAACAACUAUAAAUGUCCAAACUCUCCAAGCCUUUCCAACAACAAAAGCCAUCAUCAUCUCCUCCAACCCCACUUCAUCCUCUUCUUCUUCUUCUCAAUGGAACCUGAGAAAGCCACUGCCUCCGCUACAUUCUCAUCCUCAGCUGCCAGCAGCAGCAUGAGGGCCAACAAGAAUCCCAACAUCAAGACCACCGCCAUCGCCGCCAACAAAAACAAAACAAUUGCCCGCUGCAAUGCAGACGCGGGUCUCUUGAACGAGUUCGAACGGUCCACUGCUUUGGGUAAGUCUUUUGACUAUACAAGAUCAUCGGUUAAUCCACCCAAGUCUGUUCCUGAAGAGCAGAUAACGGCUUAUUUCUCGAAAAUUCAAAGAGGCUCACUUGUUCAGUCUUUCGGAUGCAUGCUUGCAAUUGAUGAACCUACGUUUAAGAUCAUUUGUUAUAGUGAGAAUUGCUUUGAGCUUUUGGGUUUACAUGGUAGUUCUGAGUUUAAAGGAGAGAAAGGUCUGAUCGGAAUUGAUGCUAAGAUUCUGUUUACACCCUCAUCUGGGGCUUCACUGGCGAAAGUGUCUUUGUCAAGGGAAUUAUCAUUGUUGAAUCCGAUUUGGGUGUAUUCUAGGACUAAGCUUAAGCCAUUUUAUGCUAUAUUGCAUAGGAUUGAUGUUGGGAUCGUGAUUGAUUUGGAGCCUGCUAAAUCUAGUGAUCCUGCAUUGUCCCUUGCAGGGGCUGUGCAGUCCCAAAAGCUUGCUGUUCGGGCAAUUUCGAAGCUCCAAUCUCUUCCUGCAGGAGAUAUUGGGGCUCUGUGUGAUACUGUUGCGGAGAAUGUUCAGAAGCUUACCGGUUAUGACAGAGUUAUGGUGUACAAGUUUCAUGAAGAUGAUCAUGGGGAAGUUGUGUCUGAGAUCAGAAGGGCAGAUUUGGGGCCCUAUUUGGGGUUGCAUUAUCCUGCCACAGAUAUCCCUCAAGCGGCUCGGUUCUUGUUCAAGCAGAAUCGGGUAAGGAUCAUUUGUGAUUGCAAUGCAAAGCCUGUUAGUCUCAUUCACAGUGAAGAGCUGAAGCAGCCUUUAUUGUUAGUGAAUUCAACCCUCCGGUCACCACAUGCCUGCCACAUGCAGUACAUGUCCAACAUGGGUUCAAUUGCAUCACUGGUCUUGGCGGUUAUUGUCAAUAGUAAUGAAGCAACAAAGCUUUGGGGGUUAGUGGUGUGCCAUCAUACUUCACCCCGUUAUGUUCCUUUCCCUCUUCGCUAUGCCUGUGAGUUUCUUAUGCAGGCAUUUGGGCUGCAACUCAAUAUGGAGCUUCAGUUGGCAGGACAGUUGGCUGAAAAGAAGAUUCUCAAAACACAGACUUUACUUUGUGACAUGCUCCUCCGAGAUGCCUUGUCUGGUAUUGUAACUCAAUCUCCUAGUAUAAUGGAUCUUGUGAAAUGUGAUGGGGCUGCGUUGUACUAUAAUGGAAGAUGCUGGUUGAUGGGUGUCACACCAACUGAAUCACAAGUUAAAGAUAUAGUGGAGUGGUUGCUAAGGAAUCAUGGGGAUUUUACUGGUCUGAGUACUGACAGUUUAGCCGAAGCAGGGUACCCUGGUGCAGCGUCACUAGGGAGUGCGGUCUGUGGUCUGGCUACUGCAAGAAUCAGUUCAAAGGAUUUUAUGUUUUGGUUUAGAUCUCACACUGCCAAGGAAGUCAUGUGGGGAGGAGCUAAGCAUGAUCCAGAUGAAAAGGAUGAUGGUGGAAGAAUGGACCCAAGAUCAUCAUUUAAGGCUUUUCUUGAAGUAGCUAAAAGUAGAAGCUUGCCUUGGGAGGUAUCCGAGAUUAAUGCAAUCCACUCUUUACAGCUUAUAAUGAGAGACUCAUUCCAGGAUAUGGAGGAAACUGGUUCGAAGACAAUAAAUAAGGCUCGUCCUAGUGAUAGUAAGAUGCAGUUGCAAGGGAUAGAUGAGAUCAGUUCUGUGGCUUGUGAAAUGGUUAAAUUAAUCGAGACAGCUCAAGUUCCGAUUUUCGGGGUUGAUUCAGAAGGUCUCAUCAAUGGCUGGAAUGCAAAGAUGGCUGAGUUGACAGGUUUAGAAGAUAGUGAAGCUAUGAGUAAGUCCCUUGUUAAUGAUAUUGUUCAUGAGGACUCGCGUAAAGCUGUUGAAAGUAUCUUAUCGAGAGCAUUAGCAGGUGACGAGGACAAGAAUAUCGAGUUGAAAUUGAGAAAGUUUGGACUUUCUCAACAGAAUUCUUACGUAUAUAUUGUGGCCAACAGUUGCACAAGCAGGAAUCAUGCAAACAAUGUUGUUGGUGUAUGCUUUGUGGGUCAAGACAUUACUUGUGAAAAACUUUUUACGGAUAAAUUCAUCCGCUUGCAAGGGGAUUAUAAGGCUAUCAUACAAAGUCUUAACCCGUUAAUUCCACCAAUAUUUGCAUCUGAUGAGAAUGUUUGCUGCUCUGAAUGGAAUGCAGCAAUGGAGAAGCUAACUGGUGUGACAAGAGAUGAGGUGAUUGGUAAGAUGCUCCCUGGGGAAGUAUUUGGAGAAUACUGUCAAUUGAAAGAUCAAGAUUCAAUGACUAAGUUUAUGAUUGGGCUAUAUCAAGCAAUUAAUGGGCAAGAUAUUGAGAAGUUUCCAUUUGGGUUUUUUGAUAAAGAAGGGAAGUAUGUUGAAGUUCUCUUAACAGCAAGCAAGAGGACUGAUUCCAAUGAAAACAUAAUUGGUUGCUUCUGCUUCUUGCAAAUGUUUGUGCCUGACAUCAUGGAAGUACGCAGACAAGAGUAUAAUAAUAGCAAUUCAAAACUAAAUGAACUAAUUUACAUGCGCCAAGAGUUGAAGAAUCCUUUGAACGGUAUCAAGUUUACUCGCACACUUCUUGAAAGUACAGAUAUUUCAAGUUAUCAGAAGCAGUUUCUUGACACUAGUGAUGCAUGUGAAAGACAAAUCAGUGCCAUCCUUGAGACUAUGGAUACAAGGAGCAUAGAGGAAGGUAGUGUGGAGCUGAACAUGGAAGAAUUUCUCUUGGGAAGUCUUUUGAAUGCCAUUGUGAGUCAAUCAAUGAUCUCACUUCAGCAAAGAAAGCUGCAGCUUUUUCAUGAACUUCCAGAUGGAAUUAAAUCCCUAUAUCUGCAUGGCGACCAAAUCAGGCUUCAGUUGGUUUUGUCAGAUUUCUUGCUAAAUGUGGUGAAUCAUGCACCUUCUCCAAAUGGUUGGGUCGAUCUCAAAAUUUCACCAGGCCUAAAGCUAAUAAAGAACGGCUAUAGCUAUAUCCGUUUACAGUUCAGAAUGACUCAUCCUGGUCAAGGGCUUCCCACUGCACUUAUCCAAGAUAUGUUUGAUGAUGGAAAUCGAUGGACUAAUCAAGAAGGGUUAGGGCUAAACCUAUCCAGGAAACUUCUCUGUAGAAUGAAUGGUCAGGUGCAGUAUAUCAAAGAGCAUGAUAAGUGCUACUUCCUCAUUGACAUUGAACUUAGAAUGAGGAAAGAAACACAGAGGAUGUUUUUGACACAAGGAGAUAAGAGUCAUAAGAGCGCCUCACUUGAAUUUUCCUCUAAGUGAGACUA